Molecule: messenger RNA, 705 nt
Organism: Dimorphilus gyrociliatus
Lineage: Eukaryota; Metazoa; Annelida; Polychaeta; Dinophilidae
Source: the annotation of a GenBank genome assembly
AGCUCCAUUUCGUGUUUUCAUAUGGCUUCGAAACAAGAAAAAGCUUUUCGUGAUGAUAUGACCAUUGAAUUUUGGGAUGGAUACUACAAAGAUGGAAGUCAUCCCUGGCAUGAGAAAAACGUAAAUAAGGGCUUAAAAGCAAAUAUAGAAACUUUCAUAAAUGGAAGAGAUCAUAUAGUAGCAUUUUUUCCGCUUUGUGGAAAGGCUGUUGACAUGAAAUGGAUCUAUGAUCUAGGUCACACAGUUAUUGGAGUUGAGGGUUCUAUACAAGCAAUUGAGGAAUUCUUCAAAGAGAGUAACCUGGAAUAUGAUGUAGACGGAAACAAGUAUUCAACCCCUGAUAAAAGAUUGACGAUAUUUGCUAUGAAUAUCUUUGAUUAUAAUGUUGAACUGAUGGGUGAAGUUAGCGCUGUUUGGGAUCGUGGUGCUUUUGUUGCAAUCAAUUUUUCAGAAAGAGCAAAAUAUUCAGAGUUAAUGAAGAGUAUAUGCACUAAAGAUUGUCGCUAUAUACUUGAUGUUUAUGAAUACGACAGAAGCGUAUACGGCGGACCACCCCUUUGCACCACUAAAGAAGAUAUCGAUGAGCAUUUCUCCAGUUGGUGUACUUCUGAGAGAAUUUUUGAAUCUGAUGAAAUUACAGACCAUUGGAGAGAAGUAGGAUUUCAAUCCUUUAUGAGAUACGAUUAUCUCCUGACGCCUAAAUAA